Messenger RNA from Engraulis encrasicolus (European anchovy), 1979 nucleotides. RefSeq lists its product as uncharacterized. The transcript has 16 exons. Gene Ontology annotation, cellular component: cytoplasmic ribonucleoprotein granule; nucleus. The record is from RefSeq and is a predicted model, not a curated record. NCBI's taxonomy places the organism in Eukaryota, Metazoa, Chordata, Actinopteri, Clupeiformes, Engraulidae. The coding region runs from base 120 to 1979 and encodes 619 amino acids. Gene Ontology annotation, molecular function: mRNA binding; RNA endonuclease activity.
CAUGCGACUCAUUCGAAAGACUCGCUGCAUAACAAGGAAUGUGAUUCCUUCCAAAAUCAGAACAAAGUUUUAUAUUUCAAGCACUUCUCGUGCCCUAAGGAGACAAGCGAAACAAUCUGAUGGAGGAAUCCACCAAGUAUAUCGAGGGCAAGCCGGUACAGGAUACUCAGCUCCAACUGGCCUUGCCUGUUCCAGAAAGUUUUCCGCCAAACAAAGGGCAUUUCAGAAAGUGGUUGAUUCUUCACGCCGCAAAAGUUGCACGAUGCCGCAACAGGUUCUGCCUGGAUAACAUUGCCACGGCUGUGAGGUCUUUAUGGAGCAUUGGAGUCCAGAAUCUCAUCGUUUGCAUUCCGCACUGGAUGGAAGAGCCCAAACUUAAGCUACCGAAGGAUCAUACAUUACUGCUUUUCAAGAUCCCUAAGGGCGCCACUGAUGUGAGCUUCAUGGAUGCCCUGGCUAAGAUGAUAUAUGGCCUGAUUAUAACACAGCUUGGCCCUGACACCUGGACUGAAUCCGUAAGAAGGAUUCUUCAGUUCACUAUGACCAACGAUAAGUUUUUUAUUGCUGAAGACCCUUUCGGACGAAAGAGUGAUCUGACCAGAAUCCUCACAGCAUAUCCAGUUGCAAGCCAACAAGAAGUGAUAGAAAGGAUGGAAGAAAUCCAACACACCUGGGAGGAGCUCUUGAAAAUGCAGAAGAAACGUAAAGAUGACAUAGUUCUAAAAAAGUUCCGCAAUACUCAGCAAAAGAAGUUGAUAAUUGAUGGGAGCAAUGUGGCGAUGAGUCAUGGCCUGUACACAUUCUUCUCCUGCUCUGGGAUUAAUCUGGCGGUUAACGACUUCCAGAAGAAGGGCCAUCACAACAUUGACGUCCACGUGCCAAACUGGAGGAUGAACUCAAAGAACACUGUUUAUGGAACAAGUUCUUAUGUUCAUAACCCAGCGUUUGCCGGAGAAGUGAUGGUUGACCGAGAUCACAAGGGUCCACAGCAGACCGAACCACCCUCAGCUCACGACGGCCAUGAGGAUCAACAAGAAGAGAACCAACUGGAGCAAAACUCAGUGCCUAGCUGUGCGUCCAUGAAGAGUAACCAGUCCAUGGAUAAGCCUCUUCGCUUUGAAGGAGGAGAUGCUCCUGCUGGCCAGAGCCCCAUGCAGCUUAAGAGACCCCCUUCUCCAGUGCCUAGCUGUGCGUCCAUGAAGAGUGACCAGUCCAUGGAUAAGCCUCUUCGCUUUGGAGCAGGAGAUGUUCCUGCUGGUCAGAGCCCCAAGUUUAAGGGACCCCCCUCUCCAGUGCCGAGCUGUGUGUCCAUGAAGAGUGACCAGUCCAUGGAGCAGCCUCUUCGCUUUGGAGCAGGAGAUGUUCCUGCUGGUCAGAGCCCCAUGCAGCUUAAGAGACCCCCUUCUCCAGUGCCAAGCUGUGUGUCCAUUAAGAGUGACCGGUCCAUGGAGCAGCCUCUUCGCUUUGGAGCAGGAGAUGUUCCUGCUGGUCAGAGCCCCAUGCAGCUUAAGAGACCCCCUUCUCCAGUGCCGAGCUGUGUGUCCAUGAAGAGUGACCAGUCCAUGGAGCAGCCUCUUCGCUUUGGAGCAGGAGAUGUUCCUGCUGGUCAGAGCCCCAUGCAGCUUAAGAGACCCCCUUCUCCAGUGCCAAGCUGUGUGUCCAUUAAGAGUGACCGGUCCAUGGAUAAGCCUCUUCGCUUUGGAGCAGGAGAUGUUCUUGCUGGUCAGAGACCCAUGCAGCAUAAGAGACCUCCCUCUCCAGUGCCGAGCUGUGUGUCCAUGAAGAGUGACAAGUCCAUGGAUUUGCCUGUACGCUUUGAAGGAGGAGAUGCUCCUGCUGGCCAGAGCCCCAUGCAGCAAGAGAGACCCCCCUCUCCAGUGCCGAGCUGUGUGUCCUUGAAGAGUGACCGGUCCAAGGUUAGCGGGCUGAACUUUGGAGGAGGAGAUGUUCCUGCUGACCAGAGGUGGGCAUCAACCUGA